AAGUUGGAACUCAAAUUACAACUCUCAACCCUUUCUCUCUCUCUCUCUCUCUCUAAAGUGAAAUAAAACCCUGUCUUUCUGUCUCUCUUUCUCUCGUUUUUCUGUCUGUAUAUUUCCAUGGCUGCUCAUGAGGAAGGAGAGGUUGGUUUCGAAGAAGGAAUGUUGUGGCUGCCGUCACAAGUUUUGGAUGAAGCAAUAUGUGACACAAAGGCGUAUUCGAGGCUCCAUGUAAAACACCACCACUACCACCGUGAUCAUUUGGAUUCGAAAUCUAGCUCGAUGAGACCAUAUCAUAGGCCAAAAGUCAAUGUGAAUUGGUCAUCCGGAGGACCUGGAAUGCAAGCCAUCUUCCUGGAUUCUAGUAAAAAAUCAUGUGGCACUGGCGUUUUUCUUCCACAACGAGCAGGCACCCACUUCCACAGAAGUAAAAAACCAGCUUGUGCUCCCGUUCUGCUGCCCUCUCGUGUGGUUCAAGCUCUGAACCUCAACGUGCAUGCACUAGGCCUGCAAAUUUCACCUCGACAAGAUUCUAAAGAACAUAAGCGAAAAAGUGAAGACUACUUGGUAGCUCGAAACAAGAACGGAAAUAAGGAUGUUUCAUCUACUCAAUGCUACAUUAUUUCCCAAAAUCCGAAUUCUUCACCGGAGUUGCUUCUUCCAAAGGAAUGGACUUACUAAUGGCGAAUACGAACAACGAUUAUUACACGUAUACAAGAAACUAUAUCAUCGUAUAAGGCUAAGACUCUCGUAGCUCUACGAUUGAUGUGUACGGCUAGCUCUGUGGAAUGAUCGAUCUUUGAUCAUGUAAUUGUAAGCUUGAAUAAACAGCUAAAUGCUUCCAUUUUUAUACAAGUGCUUUCAGAAAUUGUAUUUGCUUAUAGGCUAGUUUGACAUUAUCCAAAUUAUUUUAAAAGAAGCCGACCCCAA
Molecule: messenger RNA, 927 nt
Organism: Malus domestica (apple)
Lineage: Eukaryota; Viridiplantae; Streptophyta; Magnoliopsida; Rosales; Rosaceae
Source: RefSeq, a predicted model, not a curated record